Messenger RNA from Loxodonta africana (African savanna elephant), 1726 nucleotides. It is a transcript of the gene CREB3, whose product is annotated as cAMP responsive element binding protein 3. Gene Ontology annotation, molecular function: DNA-binding transcription factor activity, RNA polymerase II-specific; RNA polymerase II cis-regulatory region sequence-specific DNA binding. The coding region runs from base 309 to 1454 and encodes 381 amino acids. The record is from RefSeq and is a predicted model, not a curated record. NCBI's taxonomy places the organism in Eukaryota, Metazoa, Chordata, Mammalia, Proboscidea, Elephantidae. The transcript has 9 exons. Gene Ontology annotation, biological process: regulation of transcription by RNA polymerase II. Gene Ontology annotation, cellular component: nucleus.
GACGGGACGUCCCCACUAUUUGCAUAGCUCCUGGGACGUGGCGCAGCACCCAGGCCACUUCCGAGUUGGAGGGAACUCCAUGUCCCAGAGUGCCAUGGUGGCGAGAUGUAUUACUUCCGUUGUGUUGGAAGCGGCAGAGACUGGAUCUGGGAGGCGGGUCCGCGUGAGAGUGACAGCUAAAGGCAAAGUGCGGCGAAGAGGGACCCGAGACCAACAAACAACUGGGCUGUGGUUCGUGCCUGAAAUUCGGGGGUUGGAGCUGGGUGGCGGGGUGAAUCCCCGGGUUUCUGUCCAUUCUUGUCCGUAGUAUGGAGCUGGCACUGGGUCCCAACGACCAAGACCUGCUGGGUUUUCUGCUAGAGGAAAGCGGAGAUUUGGGGGUGGCGCCGGAGGAGGCCCUGGAGGCUCCGCUGGACUGGGAGCUGCCGCUCUCCGAGGUCAAAGCCUGUUUAUUGAACCAUGUGCAGGUACUGAGUGAUUGGGAUGUGGAGGAUUUCCUGAGUUCCCUGCUAAGUCCCCCAGCAUCGUUGAAGGCUCUCAGCUCCUUCAAUCCCUGUCCUGUCAGUCAUGAUCACAACUACUCUCUCCCACAGGAACAUGUCUCCGUAGAUACAGACAGUGGGAGCUGUGGGAAGGUGGCCCAGAUGACUCCCCUGCAGGUGAAGGAGGCUGGAGAGCAGGAGAUUGAGGAACUGAUACUGACAGAGGAGGAGAAGAGGCUAUUGGAGAAGGAGGGGCUUUCGCUGCCUGGGACACUUCCUCUUACUAAGAAGGAGGAACAAGCCCUCAAACGAGUACGGAGGAAGAUUCGAAACAAAAAGUCUGCUCAAGAGAGUCGUAGGAAGAAGAAGGUGUAUGUGGGAGGUUUAGAGAGCAGGAUCUUGAAAUACACAGCCCAGAAUCUGGAGUUACAGAACAAGGUGCAGCUCUUGGAGGAAGAGAAUCUGUCCCUUCUGGAUCAGCUGAGGAAACUCCAAGCCAUGGUGAUUCAGAUAUCAAACAAAACCAGCAGCAGCAGCACCUGUGUCCUGGUCCUACUCUUCUCCUUCUGCCUCCUCCUCAUACCUGCGAUGUACUCCUCUGACAUAAGGGGGAGCCUGCCAGCUGAGCAUGGAGUGUUGUCCCGCCAGCUUCGAUCCCUCCCCAGUGAGGACCCUCACCAACUGGAGCUCCCUGCCCUGCAGUCAGAGGUACCAAAGGACAGCACAAACCAGUUGCUGGACAGCUCAGACCAUUUCCUCCAGGUCCCUGGCAAUUCUUGCUGCUUUUUGAACCACGUGCCUCAGGAUCCUGGUGCAGAGCCUCCCCUGAAGCGGACCCUCUCUGACCCCGUCUCAAUGCACUCCUGCCUAAGUCCCAUCCUUCCCCUGCAGACCAAUCUCACAAGAAAGGGUAGAUGGCUCUCUACCCACAGCCCCUCGUCUGUCAUCUUGCAGGUCAGAUACUCAGGCUAGAUGGGAGGAUGAGGAGGGCCUCAGCAAGAGCCUGGGAGCCCCAGUCUGUGUCCAAAUACAAAGGAAUGAGAAAGGGCUACCUUCAGCCCUGCCAGGAAGACUGAGGCUCAAACACACCAGACUUACUGGCUUUCUGGGUCUUUUAUUUGUACCUGUGUUGUCUCUAUCAUUCUGUGAAUGGGCCUGGUGGAAUCAACUGAACCUCAUCAUACAUUUCAUGCAGCGAAGGGAGGGGGUAAGGAAAGAAAUAAAUGAUUCUGAUGUCUGGGUCA